This is a messenger RNA of Belonocnema kinseyi, 1161 nucleotides long. Its product is annotated as serine/threonine-protein kinase RIO3. The transcript has 5 exons. The record is from RefSeq and is a predicted model, not a curated record. NCBI's taxonomy places the organism in Eukaryota, Metazoa, Arthropoda, Insecta, Hymenoptera, Cynipidae. The coding region runs from base 262 to 945 and encodes 227 amino acids.
ACUUUGACAGGUUAACGUGGUUAACCUCAAAGAUUAAUAAUCUUCCAUUUUUGUCAUUUUAUUUAACUUAUUUUCAUAGAAAGUAGUACGUAAUCGAUAAUAAAGUACAAGUUUAAGAUUUUGUGCCUAUAGUAUAAAAUAUUUCUAGUCGUCAAGUGUUGAAAAUCGUGAAAAUUCAGCAGGUUUUUUUAUUUUUCUGAACACGUCACUCAUCUUUCACAAUAAUCUCAUAUUUAUUGCCAAAUUAUCGACAGAAACAAAAUGUCUUCUCCGUGGACAAAAAUCGAACCAGUAGAAGGUCCUACUAGUUUUCUGGAAAUAACGUCCGAGGAAUUGGCCAAAAGCUUGCAGGAAAAAGAAGAAGUACGCAAAUAUCCAGAAACACUCGUUGAAAUACAAGAAGUGCCACUGGAUUCUGAAUUAUAUGAAAUUGAUGGCACAGACAGUGACGAAGUAAUUGCACACUUGGUACAAGCUGAAUUUAAUGAUGAACACGAUUUAAUGUUAAAACGGACUGAAAACAAGUACAAUCGCGAUUCAAAAGUGAACAUUUCUUACUCAAAUUAUCGAGCAGGCCCUUCUGAACUUGAAGAGCCAAAACCUAUCAUUGAUGAAAAUCGAGACAUCGAUCAUUUUGUUGAAGUUGAAAAAGAAUACGCUUCCAUACCGCGCUGUGGUUACAAGAAAGUAGUAAACGACGAAGGCGAAGGUUCACAAAUUGUGACUAAACACGACAUCCUGAUGUCCUCCAGGAUUAACGCUUGUCGCCUUCUUGAAUUCCCUCCGGGAAUUGAAACCGGAGACACAGGAAAAUUCGACGUAAAGUUGGGCAACAGAGUCUUCAACGAUCUCCGCGCACACAGUCACGCCCACUGUUCCAGGGAAAAAGCCAAAGCCAGGCUUACCGCGAAACCUAAAGAAAAAGAGAAGGAAAAAGAAAAAUAGUUUUUUGGCCUCUCAUCCAAGAAACUUAUUUUUCUUAUUGAAACUCUAAUUGCAGAGUUCUGUCCUGGCAGUCUGAAUUUAAUUCUUUUUCGCCAAAAUUUUCAGUAUAAAAGACUGAAUCUACGAAACUGAAAAAGCAAGACAGUCUUCUUUUGGUUUUUUACCGAUUUCAAAAUGUAAUAUCGAAGAAUCAAUAAACUGUUUGUAAAAAUGUAA